This is a messenger RNA of Ctenopharyngodon idella (grass carp), 4781 nucleotides long. Its product is annotated as rho GTPase-activating protein 24. Gene Ontology annotation, cellular component: focal adhesion. The coding region runs from base 1915 to 3846 and encodes 643 amino acids. The record is from RefSeq and is a predicted model, not a curated record. Lineage: Eukaryota; Metazoa; Chordata; Actinopteri; Cypriniformes; Xenocyprididae. Gene Ontology annotation, biological process: negative regulation of Rac protein signal transduction; negative regulation of ruffle assembly; wound healing, spreading of epidermal cells. Gene Ontology annotation, molecular function: GTPase activator activity. The transcript has 8 exons.
CAAAUUUGUAUAAUGACAUGGGUAUUAUGACGUAAACAUGAAAUAUAAGGACAUUUCAUGAGUCUUCAUAUUUAGCUUUAAAAAAAAUACUAAACAAUGUUUUAUUAAAAAUGUAAAAAUGCAGAAUGUUUUCUGUGAUGGGUAGGUUUAGGGGUACAGGUAGUGUAGGGGGAUAGAAUGUACAGUUUGUACAGUAUAAAAAUCAUUAUGCCUAUGGAAUGUCCUCACUUUGAUAGCAAAACAAACCUGUGUGUGUGUGUGUGUGUGUGUGUGCGUGUGUAUUUUGAACGCCAGCGUAUAUGGGUGGUGUGGACCGAUUCUGGAUCGUAGCGGUGGGCCGCAUGGACCAAAUAUGCCAGGGGUCAUUUUUUUGUUCCAGUCCAGCCCUGCCCCCUUGUGAUUUUUUAAAGCUUUUAUGUGUCUUGAAAAAGGCAGUUUCUAACAAGAGGCUAAAUGGACUACAGAGGUUGUCAUGGACAUUAAACAUUAUCACUUCAAACAAGAAAAGUCAUCUACUCAUAGCAUUGUGUUCAUAAUCGCGCUCUUGCAAACUGUUCCAACUCGAACUUUCCAACUUGUAGAUUUUAAAUAAAGGCUGAAAGAGUUGUUGGAAGCUUAAUGGUGGUGAUGUUGAAGUCAUGUGAAGUGGUGUAGUUCAUUUAUAGUCUACGCGUAGCUUUUUAUUUCGGAAAUUGUAUUUAGGCUUCAAAAGUUCUGUUCAUUUGUGAAGAUUAUCUUGAUGAACAAAACAUGUAAGAAUCAUAAACUUUUGUUGGUCACAGAGCUUUUUUACUGCAAUAAUCCAAAAGCCAAUGGAAAAAUCCUAUUGUGUAUUUGUGAAUGGAAUGAGGCUGAUGCGAACUUCUGGGAUGGCCAACAAAAAUGCGUCAUCACCUCAGCCAUCUAUAGGGGACCAAAGUUUGUAACAACACCAAGAGCACCGACAUUAACUUUUUAAACAAUGACCACCGAAUAGCAUCAGCAGAACAUGUACACUUGGCAAACUUACCAAAUACCUCAAUUUUGAAGAAAUCAUUUAGUGAAAAUGUCUGAAGGUACAUCACUGGAUUGUGUAUUCUCUGUGCUUGAGAAUUCCUGACAAGUCAGUGGCCACAUCACGACUCCUACACUUGAUGGGAUGUGUAAAGUCUACUGAAAAGGCCCAUUCCUCUUGCCAAAUGAAGUGAGCCUCUUUCAUCAGGAUCAAUAUAUGCCUGAGAUUCUGCCAGGCCGGGAAUCAUAAAUCUAGCUUGCAGUGAGAAGGAAAGCGAGUGAGAAGGAGAGAGAGGGCAGAUGGGAAAGGGAGGAUGAGAGAGACGCCGGCUCCUCUUAGUCUAAUGGAGGAUGGUUCAAAAGUUUAACGUGCCGGCCACCCGCUCACGUCUUUAUAACCUCUUUGAGUCAUUGUGUGCGGGUGAGGGCCGAUCACAUCGAUGGCCAUUAAACCAAAUGCCGGUCUGGUCUGCGGGGAGUGGUGGGGGGGAUGCAUUAGGGAAAUUGGCGCUGGCUGCCUGAGACGGCAUACUGUACUGAAGUAAUUACAGUUUCUGGAGGGAUGCUGAGGCCGGAGUGUGUGUGUGUGUGUGUGUUUGUGUUUGUAUGCAUGCGUAGUCUGCCGCAGAGGGUCUACGCCCCGCCCUUCCAUCUCCCCCAGCAAAGCGGCUGCCAACAGGAUAGGGCUGGGGCUUUAUUGAUGAGAUGGAUGAGAAGGGAGAUAGGGGUAGAGAGACAGAUGGGGCUUCUGUCCAGGCCAUGGCAGUGCUGGGGAGCCUGCGCUCAGGGAUGCCGCCAGCGUGGCCAGCCUCCACUGAUUAGCAGCCGCAGGAGCCGCGGGAGACCCAGCGCUGAUGAUGAUGCACACCCAUAGAGGAUCUGAGCUCGGCUGAGGCAUCUCAAGAGACAUCCACCUGCAGGAUGGGACUCACCUGCUUCAAGUCCUGGAAGUACAACAGUGCUGCACAGAAAGGAGGAAACAGGGAUGUAUUGGUUAGUCCUGGCUCAUAUUUCUUCCUGUCGAACAGCUGUGGUCAGGGGGAAGAGUGGCUGAAGAGCCUAAAUAAGGGCAUAUGGAUACCUUUUACAGGUGUGUUUGGUCAAAGGUUGGAGGAGACAGUCCUGUAUGAGAGGAGGUAUGGGGAUCACAUGGCUCCUCUGGUGGUAGAGCAGUGUGUCGAUUUUAUCCGAGAGCAUGGUCUCACAGAGGUCGGACUCUUCAGGCAGCCCGGCCAGGCCACACUGGUUAAAGAGCUGCAGGAAGCUUUUGAUGCUGGAGAGAAACCAUCUUUUGACAGCAGCACAGAUGUCCACACAGUGGCAUCUUUGCUGAAGCUAUACCUCAGGGAGCUGCCUGAACCUCUGGUGCCAUUUUCCCGCUAUGAAGAGUUUCUUAUAUGUGGCAAAAGAAUCCCCUCAAACAGAGAAAAGGGUUUGCAAGAUUUGAAGAGUCUCCUUUAUGAACUGCCUGUAGCAAACUUCAACCUUCUGAAAUACAUCUGCCAAUUCUUAAACGAUGUUCAAUCAUACUCCAAUGUCAACAAGAUGAGCAUCCAGAACUUGGCAACUGUUUUCGGGCCAAAUAUUCUCCGACCUAAAGCUGAGGACCCAGAAAGUAUCAUUGGAGGGGCAGCAGUUGUGCAACAUCUAAUGUCUGAACUGAUUCGUGAGCACAGCUUGCUCUUCUCCAGAGAGAACUGCAACCCUCCUGAAACGUCUCUGCAAGCUGUCCACCCCAUACAAAGACACAGUAAUCUUGUGGAAUGGGUGCAUGAACCACCUGCCCACCUGAGGGAGCCUCUGCUGAGCAAAGAUCAUGUGACCUUUCCAGAUCAGACUGUAGCCUGUCCACGUAAACACUCUUUACCAUUAACCACAGAGAGGAGAGGGUCUUUUCAAAGCCCUUGUGAGAAAAACAUUAACAAUCAUCUAUCAGACACAGAGGACACUUCACCAACCAGCUCUACUCUGAUUUAUGACAACCACAGUCAACAGAGCUCAGCACAAGAAUGUCUCCAUACAAGACAAGUACCUACACCCUCCACCACUCCAACUGCCUGCUCUUCUAUGACCAAAGUGCUGGAAGCUGGGGUUGAAAUUUGUGUGCAGUCAAGGAGCUGGCCUGACAUUGAAGAACCCAGCUGGAGUCCAGAAAGAGCAUUAGGGGAGAGUAAAGGCAGCAGUGAAGUCCAGGAUAGUACCUUAUCUGUCUAUGACAACAUAGUUACUGAGGAGCAGGGGGUACGAUAUACAGAAGAGGCCAAAGGUACAGCCAGCGUGGCUGAGAGCAGCAGCCCUUGGUCCUCCUGUGAGAUUGUGCCUUUGGAUGGGGGCAGUGGGAGCGGUGGAGCUGCAAGCCCAUGCCAUGGUUCCCCAGGACAGUUCCCCUCAUUCAGAAUGGACUCUGGUGAAGAUGACCUUCGCCCUAACUCCCCUGCCUCAUCAUCUGCUCCCACAGAUGCCCCUUUAAGCACCGGCAGCAGUGAAGUCUUUUUGCCAAAUGCUCCCCAAGAGCCCUUAGGUUUUCCAGCCUCCCAUGCUAUGCAGUGCCUCGUUGCAGGGCUUCGUCAACAGAUGACCAGGCAAAAGGCAGAGUAUGAGGCAAAAAUUAACAGGCUGGAGCAGAGGAACAAGGUACUUCAGGGGGAAGUUGCAGGGCUGCGCUCAACUCUGGAGCAGCAGCGGCGCUGGGUCAGUGUGGCCGAGAUCAAGAUGCGAAAUGUAGAGCGUGCCCGUGCAGAUGCUGACAGACGGAACGCCACUCUGCAACAGGAGAUGGAGCAGUUCUUCGAAACAUUCGGCGAGCUUAACGCAGAGGCUCGGAAAACCAGUCGCAUUGUUCAGAGUUUUUGAAUUCACAUGCUGUUUGUGAUUCACGUGCUGUGCUACAAAUCCAACCUUAGCAGCCUAUGAAAGGUUUCAAUGUUUUAGGCCACUGUUUUCCAACUGUGGUCCGGGAGUACCUCUAACAGUACACAUUUUGGAUAUCUUCCUUAUCUGAUACCCCUCAUUUUACAAAGAAGUCUGGGAGAUUGUACAAACGAGCUGUUGAGUUUAAUUAGGGAGACAUACAAAAUAUGUAAUGUUUGAAAUACUCCAAGAUCAGGGCUGAGAAACACCAGUUUCAGAGUAAUAAAGGUGUUAAAAACAGAAGGUUGUAGAAAUAAGGAUGCAUUCCUGAGGGAAACCAUUGCCCCACUUUUAAGUACAGUUCUGUUGCCUGCACGACUGUACAGACCAGCAUGUUCAAAAUAAUAUUAAAGACAAAUUUUUGCCAUUAAAGGUGUUCAAAGACAAUGGAAUGACCCAAAAGUAGGAUAAAGUUUAAUGAUGUAGACAUCAUGUCUAAGCAUGGAUGCCAUUUUUGAGAAAAGAGAUUCUAAUGAAAACUAGUCCCUAGGGAUGCUCUAAGACAGGGGUGGUCCAACCCUGCUCCUGGAGAGCUACCAUCCUGCAGAUUUGAGCUCCAACCCCAAUCAAACACACCUGAACCAGCUAAUCAAGGUGUUCAGGGUUGCUUGAUAAUUACAGGCAGGUGUGCUGGAGCAGGGUUGGAACUAAAGUCUGCAGGAUGGUAGCUCUCCAGUAGCAGGGUUGGACACCCCUGCUCUAAGAUAAAUUAGCUCAGACUUAAAAAGUCUCUGCCCUGGCUGGGGUUCACUGUACAUUAUGUAAUGGAGUCCUGUGUAGGUAACAAGACAUUCAUACCUUGUACAUAAACAUACUGUUCAUACACUGAAUGUAUUUGUACCAUAUGAAAUAAAAUGGCGAAAAAAGAGAAGACGACA